This is a messenger RNA of Suhomyces tanzawaensis NRRL Y-17324, 567 nucleotides long. RefSeq lists its product as uncharacterized. Gene Ontology annotation, cellular component: nucleus. The annotation marks the transcript as partial. NCBI's taxonomy places the organism in Eukaryota, Fungi, Ascomycota, Pichiomycetes, Serinales, Debaryomycetaceae. The record is from RefSeq and is a predicted model, not a curated record. Gene Ontology annotation, biological process: double-strand break repair. The transcript has a single exon.
GAGCUCCCCACAAGAUGGCACUCGUUGAGCCUAGGCUUUUUGAGCCGACCUGAAGUCAUAUUCGGGCUCCAGCAUACCAGGUCCCAAUACACAUUCUACUUGACCAAUUUUGAACAUGUGUGGGUAGAAGUUGCCGACAAAACCCAGUUGAUAGCGAAAGGCAGACAGUUUGGGUUCGAGGACUUGAACACAUCCAAAAUGAUGGACUUGAUCCAGUUGCUCGCCAAUUUGGAUCAGCAUAAGGAGGCUGAUUUUGCGCUGGAUGGCGAUGAUAUCAAAUUGCUGAAGAACGACGUGCACUGGGUGUUUCAGUUGGCGAAACAGCCUGUAGAUGUCACCGUGCAGUUCUUGCGGGAGUUGAACAUGCAGCAGUUCCAGAACCACAGCCUUUUGCUCGAAAAAAUCGGGGACUUGAAGCACUCAAUCGAAAUCAAGGAUACGUACUCCAGGUUCUUGGUCGAGAACUUCAAGUUAAGUCACGGAAUGGAUUUGAUCUCUGACUACAAGCGCAAUAACAAAAGAGACGCUGAAUUUUUGGAACCGUUCCGCUCAGAAACAUGGGAGAAA